AUGCAUGAUGCCCAACUCGACUACUAUUCUCGUCGCUUAGCUACAGCUUCAUCUGACCAUACCAUCAAGAUUUUCAACGUAGAUGGCGAUAAUCAGACUCUCACUCACACUAUCACAGACAACACAGCUCCUGUUUGGCAAGUUGCUUGGGCUCAUCCCAAGUUCGGGACCAUUUUAGCUUCUUGUGCAUAUGACGGCCGUGUUUUGAUUUUCAAGGAAAUAAACGGUGCCUGGUCCAAAAUCUACGAACAUAACAAACACAGCGCAUCUGUCAACUCAGUAGCUUGGGCUCCUCAUGAACUUGGCGCAAUUUUAGCCUGUGCUUCUUCCGAUGGCAAAGUUUCUAUUCUAGAAUACAAAGAUGACGGUACUUGGGAUACACAGCUUAUCGAUGCUCACGGUAUCGGUGUCAAUGCCGUUACGUGGGCACCUGCAGCCAUUCCAGGAAGUUUAGUUCAGGCUAAUUAUAACAACAAUACCAGCAACAAUAUGCCUAAUAUUAACAAAGUCAACGUUGUUAAAAAGUUCGUGUCGGCUGGUUGCGAUAAUCUGAUCAAAAUUUGGGGUUAUAAGGAACAAACAAAUAGCUGGCAAGAAGAAGAGACAUUAGAUGGCCAUUCAGAUUGGGUGCGUGAUGUUGCUUGGGCUCCUAAUAUGGGUCUUCCUAAAAGCACGAUUGCCAGCUGUUCUCAAGAUAAAUCUGUAUUGAUCUGGACACAGGAAACACCUAACUCAGAAUGGACACACAAAGCAUUGAUGAAUGGAGAAAAGCUCUUUCCUGAUGUUGUUUGGCGCGUGAGUUGGUCACUAUCAGGUCAUGUUUUGGCCGUUUCCUGUGGUGAUAAUAAGGUGACUUUAUGGAAAGAAUCUUCAAAAAGCGGUGAUUGGGAACUUUUAGAAACACUUGAAGAAAAUGCUUAG
Messenger RNA from Mycotypha africana, 921 nucleotides. RefSeq names its product vesicle budding-related protein. Gene Ontology annotation, biological process: COPII-coated vesicle budding; protein import into nucleus; positive regulation of TOR signaling. Gene Ontology annotation, cellular component: COPII vesicle coat; nuclear pore outer ring. The transcript has 5 exons. The coding region runs from base 1 to 921 and encodes 306 amino acids. The record is from RefSeq and is a predicted model, not a curated record. NCBI's taxonomy places the organism in Eukaryota, Fungi, Mucoromycota, Mucoromycetes, Mucorales, Mycotyphaceae. Gene Ontology annotation, molecular function: protein binding; structural molecule activity.